CGCAGCUUCCCUGAAUUAACUGCAGCCAGAGUGGCGCCGCUAGCUUGCUGAGAGGAGACGAGCGACCACAACUUCUUAAACUUUAUAUCCACCCUCGCAUAAACCACGUUCUUGUUUUUCCUAAACUCAACUAGAGGUGUAACAAAUGCUGCUUCGUCAUGUCAUUUGGUCGUUGGCGAGCUAGUGUUAGCAUUAAACCGCUAACAACUUGGUUAGCUUGAGGUUUACACUUCACUGUGGUUCAUGCCUUGUGCUAACCACCGGGACUUAACACAUAAUAAUUAUGUGGUUAUGGUUUUUUUUUUGUUUUGUUUUUUGUUUGCUUGGUGGUUAAUGUGGAUUAGCUCAGCAUUAAGGUACAGCACAAUACCAACAUGGUGUUACCUGACAGCUGCUCUACUGAGAAUAACAAAACAGAUCUGAAGAUCAAGAUCAUCUCCGCUCCAGCUCUCUGAUUAUGUGAAACUGUGCCAACAACAUACAUCCUCUCAGAAAGUGCAGCCAGAGACAGAAGUCAAGAUGUCCAUCACCAACACACCCACCAGCAACGACGCCUGUCUGAGCAUCGUGCACAGCCUGAUGUGUCACAGACAGGGUGGCGAGAGCGAGACGUUCGCCAAGCGAGCCAUCGAGAGCCUGGUGAAAAAGCUGAAGGAGAAAAAAGAUGAGCUCGACUCCCUCAUCACGGCCAUCACCACCAACGGGGCCCAUCCCAGCAAGUGUGUGACCAUUCAGAGGACGCUUGAUGGACGGCUGCAGGUGGCUGGACGUAAAGGAUUCCCUCAUGUCAUCUAUGCCCGGCUGUGGCGGUGGCCCGAUCUGCAUAAGAACGAACUGAAGCACGUCAAAUACUGCCAGUUUGCCUUCGACCUCAAGUGUGACAAUGUGUGUGUCAACCCCUAUCACUACGAGAGGGUGGUGUCUCCUGGCAUAGACUUAUCAGGACUGACACUGACCAGUUCUGGCCCCAGCUCAGCACUGAUGGUUAAGGAUGAGUAUGAUUUUGACGGACCGCAGAGCCUGCCCUCUAUUGAGGGAGGCCACUCGAUCCAGACCAUCCAACACCCCCCUUCCGGCAGUCGCCCGGCCCCCUCAGAGUCAUUCGCGACCCCAAACCUGCUCCCUCCUGCUGAGGCCUCCACCUCCUCCUCGACGGCGUCCUUCCCUGCCAUCGCUGCUGGAUCAGGCAGUGCCAGUUCAACCUGGUCCAGGAAUAGCAGCUUCACCCCCAACAUCCCCCACCACACCAACGGUCAUCUACAGCACCACCCUCCCAUGCCACAUCCUACACACUACUGGCCAGUGCAUAAUGAGCUCGCCUUUCAGCCUCCUAUAUCCAAUCAUCCAGCUCCGGACUACUGGUGCUCCAUUGCCUAUUUCGAGAUGGACGUUCAAGUUGGAGAGACGUUUAAGGUGCCCUCUUCCUGCCCAAUCGUGACGGUAGACGGAUAUGUCGACCCCUCAGGAGGAGACCGGUUCUGUUUGGGCCAGCUCAGCAAUGUACAUCGCACUGAGGCUAUUGAGAGAGCAAGGCUUCACAUCGGCAAAGGGGUUCAGCUGGAGUGUAAGGGCGAGGGAGACGUGUGGGUGCGAUGCCUCAGUGACCACGCCGUGUUCGUUCAGAGUUACUACCUGGACAGAGAGGCGGGUCGAGCCCCCGGAGACGCUGUUCACAAAAUCUACCCCAGCGCUUACAUCAAGGUGUUUGACCUUCGUCAGUGCCACAGACAGAUGCAACAGCAGGCUGCUACAGCUCAAGCGGCAGCUGCAGCCCAGGCAGCCGCUGUGGCUGGAAAUAUACCUGGACCUGGAUCAGUGGGAGGGAUCGCUCCAGCUAUCAGUCUGUCAGCAGCAGCCGGUAUCGGAGUUGACGACCUCCGGAGGCUGUGUAUUCUCAGGAUGAGUUUCGUUAAGGGCUGGGGGCCCGACUACCCCCGCCAGAGCAUCAAGGAGACGCCCUGCUGGAUCGAGAUCCACCUGCACAGAGCUCUACAGUUACUGGACGAGGUUCUGCACACGAUGCCUAUAGCAGACCCACAACCUCUGGACUGAGAUCUUCAUAACUGCAGCAUCACACUGCGACAUACAGUGGCAAUGGAAAGUCUUCCUCUGUGAACUGUUUUGCAUGGAGAAGUCAGUGGAGCAGCUGAUGAAAAAAAUACUUACAGGUGUGUUUGAGGCACCUUUGUGCACUGUGGCCCCUACUUUUACUUUUUACCAAAGCCGUAUAUUAAAGAUAUUUCUCUGUAUUUUUCAUAUAUGGCUUUGAUUUAUAAUGACUGGAACAAUGAACUGUAGGACUAGAAAAAGACAUCACAUAUAAUCACACUUUAAACAUGCACAUAGUUGAUCUGCAGAUCUCAUCAAACUGGAAUGUAAACCGACUACUCCGUGUCCCCGGAGUCCAUGGCCACCAACUACUGACAGACAUUAGAUUCACUGAACAGUACGAGGACAACGCUACAGCUGGGGGAUGAGAGGUGCUCAUAUCCAGUGUGUAGCGCUUGUUUUUCUGUUGUGUCAGUUUUCAGUCAAGCUGUUAACACCUGGGACGACGAGCAGCGUCGGUCCACUGUCAGGCUGAAGAGAAAAGCAGCAGCACUCUGUGGAGAAUCACUGCUCUACAUCGUCAGCCACUCAACAGGGUUAGGGACCACCCCGCUGGAGCCAGUUAUACUAAACGUUCACUAAUAUCACAGGAGAAAGAAAUAAAGUGCCCCAUGCCUAAAUCUGACUCUCAACCUCUGAGCUGAAACAAGGUCAGCUCUAAGGAUGUCAUAGGUAGGUUAAACUGGCUGUGAGUUUAGUAUGUGUCUAAUGACAAAUGUUGUGGUAAAGGGCACAAAUAUUUAUCAUAAACUAGUUGAUUAUUUACAUGCAUCUUAGUAGCACUUUGGCUCGAAUAGUCUUCAUAAAACAUUUAUUAAUGCUUUAUUCUGCAUGACCAUAUUCUACAGUUUCAAGGCCGUUAACUAAGGGGCUAACUGAGCUGGGAGAGUAGGAUUUCUUGAAUAUUGCACCUUUUAAUGUAAAUAAGCAGUAAUUAAGAGGUUAUUGGCCUGGUAGUUGUAGAAUAUGAUCACGUAGAAUAAGGCAUUAAUAGCUUCAUAAGAACUAAAAUAACGAGGAAAUAUGCUGCUAACAUACAUGCUAACAAACAGCUUGUUAAUGGUGAAUAUGAGUACCCUAGUAUAAAAUGUUAUCACACUCACUCUAAUUAAAUAAGACUUGGACUAAAGGUGGAGCCCCUGUCAGAGGUCUUGGACCAGACAACAAAUGUCAUGUAGCCCAUGUCACAGCUACAUGAGGGGGUUUCCAAAUUCUCCAAAUCCACAAUACGAUAUAACGUUUGAUUUUAAGUCCACAAGUCGAUUAAAUUACCGAUUUAGGGAAAAGUUUCAGCACAUCUGGAUUUGUAAAGAUGUCGUUUAGAUUUUCAAAAUUCCCCUUGAAAAAGAAAAGGGCUAUUUUACAAGAAAAGCUUGAAUGUAUCUCGGUUUGACAAAAAUACCACCCGUCAGCGAUUCAACAAGAAACAAUAAAAGUCCAAAAGGAGACUGAACAUUUUUAUGUUGAUUUAUUCUCCUUUUGAUAGAUUUCUGAUUUAAAAUCAAACCCUACGCUACACAAAUGCAGUUUUUGUGUGGGUGUUGUGACACACGAGGUUGUAAGUCACUGAAGAUACAAUUCAUCUAUUUUCACUGACUUACUGUGAUAUAAAUUUUUUGCUCAGUGAAGUGAUCAUCACUGGUCUCUCUCCAGCGUGGUCGCCUCUCAUCUGUUUCAGGUAUGGUUAAUGUUUUUUUAUUUUUUUUUAUUUUUUGAAGAACGCCCUCUUUUAUGCUGCCACAAAGGAUGAGUCUCGUGCACCUUCUGCCAACGGUUUGCCUUUCUUAUGUUCACUUCUCACUGAGAACUGCUUUUGGUUCAAUAGGAUUGAAACAAGAAAAGCAGAGAAGAGGCAGCAAGUCGGUGUUGGACAUCUGACGUGUUGUCACAGUACCAUGAACAGGGUUUUUGGCAAACCAAAGUUUGAAUUGCUCAGAAACAAACUGUGACUCGAGUGAUCAUGAGCUGCUGGACUGUGCCCCAGUUAAAUUUGGAGCUUUCUUUAAUUGACGUUUUAAUUGUACCUGUAUUCAUUUAAAUUUUAUCAAGUUUUUAGGCCCCACACAUACAAAUACGACAGUCUUCCCACUCUAGUUUAGAAAUAUUGUACUAAAAUAUGGUAUGACUUGCAGCCCACUUAUAUACUACUUAAUCCAGGCCUUUUGUGUAUAGUUUACUGACAAAGAUGAGAGAAUUUAAGAGUGUUCCCAGCAAUAUUGAUAUAUUUUUUCCUGGUUUUAUUUUGUUACUUUUAUGAAUUGAUUUGUAUUAUAUUUUUUAGCACUUUACUUUUUUUUUUUCUUCUCAUUUUUAAUUCAGUAACCUUUUCUUUGAGGUGGUUGUCCUGCAACAUGAAUAUAAGGGAGUGAAUAGGUUGGUUUAUAUUUUCUGUAGGAUUGUGAGCAGAGGCAAUAUUGUGAUUCAUUUGUACUGAAAACAUUUGUAACACUAAGACACAUUCUUAAAAUCUGCUUUUGCCCUUUCACUCUCUAGACAUUUACACACAUCUGUAGGGUUUUUCUUUGUGGAUGUUCUGAGUUGCGGUAAUUUUCUUUUUUUGAUUGCAGGUUUCUUUUUCUUUUUUUUUUUCUUUUUAAUCCAUGUAAAUAACUUUUUGUUUUUGAAAUGCAUGUCAAUGUUUGCAUGACUUUUAUUGGCAGAUAGACCCCUUUAACCCUACCCCUCUUUUUUAAAAUAGAGUACUUCACUUGACCUGCGUUACACGGGAAAACUGGACUAUCUAGAGGAGAGUAGAAAGCAGCUCCAGCUGUAUACUGCUGUGUUGUGUUUUAUUAAUGCAGCAUUAAAGGCACACAGAGCUAAACAGGAUGUAACUUUAACCAAUGUUAUUAUAUAAACUCCUCAUCUUGGCUGCUAAAGAAGGCAACAUGCCUCUGUAAGCCUACACACAGUAACCCAACAGUUGUUAGUUUGCAGCCUCUCUUUAGAGCAGAAAUAGCUGAACAUUUCAACUUGCCCAGCCCCGGAGUGUUUCCCUGUGGUAUUACUGGCAGCUCUGCAGCUUCAAAGACAGUGUUAGCAUGGCUACCGCUAACAAGGCUACUGUCUUAAGCAAAAAACAACUGUAGCAAUCCCAAUGUGACCUAGAAAUCCUGAUCUCAGUGCCAUUUUUAAAAAAGGCAGAAAUAAACACCUGGUUGUAUUAAUAACACGUAUAACACGUAAUGAACACGUAUUAACAGGGUAACAGACUUUGACACAACACCAGCUUGUUCUUCAUCAAGUCAAUGUCAAUCUGUUCACUCUUAUUUCACCUCGGUUUAUAACUCUCCCUCUUCACCUUCUUUGCCUCCUCCAUCUGCUGGGUUCUUUAUCUUUUAGCAGUGUUGUUUCCACAGUUAUUCCAGUUGUUAAUAAUGCCUCUUCCAGUUUGAGUUGCUGUAAUGCCUCCUUUUUUUUGCAGAAAAAAUCUUGCAAAAGCGAUACUGUGUUACUGGUAUUUACUCCUGAGUGAGCUAAAGCAAAACAAAAGUUGUCUAUUGCCAGUUUAAAGUAAAAUGAGUAGAAGCAUGAUCUUUUUUCCCCCACGUGUUGAAACGGUUGAAGAUAAUUUGAGUCACAGAAAUAAUCCCCCCCCCCCCCCACACACACACACACACACACACACACACACGCACACACGUUUUUUGUCAUCGCUUACACACAUUGAUUAGGAGUCCAGAUGUUAUUCACUCAAACAUCUGUUUAGGCUUAUUUUUUUCAUAGCAGACUGUCAUAUUUUAUUUUUUUUCUUUCUGUACUGUUUUCAUGUUUAUGUCCAAACAGGAGUGUUAUUUUUACGGUGCUGUCUUAGUCGGUUAUGCAGACGAAUUGGAUUUGUUUAAGGGUUUAAUUGAAAUUUGGCGUUUGUCACAGGAAAUGAUCCACUCUGCUAUCCAUUUGCGUUGCCCCCCCCCCCCUUCUCUGUCACAUCUUGGAUUUAUUUCACUUUAAUUUUAAUACCGUUGUCAAGAAAAGUUUAUCCUACAUCAGGGAUUUCUUCACAGAAAUAUGCAUCCGAUUAAUUGAAAUGCAGGAAACAGAAUAUUUUCUGAUUUAUAUGUUACUGAAAGAACUGACGCUGAAUCCUGUCUGGAUAGAUAAUCUGUUUAUAUUCUGUUGUGCUUGAAGGUGGACAGAUGUUUUUAUAUAACUUGCAGUUCUUAUAGGAGCCUAAAGACACAGCUCAGAUGAGUUGAUGUUGACUACUAUGACAGAUUGCAGAUAUAAAUUUUACCUGUAUUUCUUAUGUGAGAGUCUGUAAUUAAACAUGGAGUGGUAAUCUCUA
Acanthopagrus latus (yellowfin seabream) is the source of this 6397-nucleotide messenger RNA. Its product is annotated as mothers against decapentaplegic homolog 4. NCBI's taxonomy places the organism in Eukaryota, Metazoa, Chordata, Actinopteri, Spariformes, Sparidae. Gene Ontology annotation, cellular component: heteromeric SMAD protein complex. The transcript is spliced from 10 exons. Gene Ontology annotation, biological process: cell differentiation; SMAD protein signal transduction; regulation of transcription by RNA polymerase II. The record is from RefSeq and is a predicted model, not a curated record. Gene Ontology annotation, molecular function: RNA polymerase II cis-regulatory region sequence-specific DNA binding; DNA-binding transcription factor activity, RNA polymerase II-specific; I-SMAD binding. The coding region runs from base 520 to 2052 and encodes 510 amino acids.